Molecule: messenger RNA, 1137 nt
Organism: Volvox carteri f. nagariensis
Lineage: Eukaryota; Viridiplantae; Chlorophyta; Chlorophyceae; Chlamydomonadales; Volvocaceae
Exons: 9
Coding region: 1-1137 (378 amino acids)
Source: RefSeq, a predicted model, not a curated record
AUGGCCACCGCUGCUUCGCCGCCCGGCUCAUUUACGCUGACACCCAAGAGUAGUGCGGUGUCAUCGCUACUGCAGCUACCAUAUCGGGUCGCACAGGCGCUGUUGUCGCCCGGCAGCGGUGAAGGGUUGCUAUCGCUGCUGCCUGGCUCGGUGCGGCAACUGCUGCCUGGCUGGGACCCAGACCGCGACAUGCCUGACAUGUUUGGCAAGGUCGUGCUGGUAACGGGCGCCAACAGCGGCAUCGGCUUUCAGACGUCCCGCCUGUUGGCACGAAACAAUGCACAUGUGGUCAUGGUGGUUCGGGACGUCGACAAGGGAAAAAAAGCUGUGGAAGACAUUCGCAACGAGUUCAGCUACGCCAAGCUAACGCUGAUGCAGGCGGAUAUGGCCUCGCUAAAGUCAGUUCGGAAAUUAGCUGACGACAUUACGGCCACGGAGACUCCCCUCCACGUGCUCGUCAACAACGCGGGGGUACUCGCACCGGGGCCCUUCACCGUCACAGAGGACGGAUUUGAGCUCACCAUGGCCACCAACUUUUUCGGCCCGCUCUACCUGACGUUGUUGCUCCUGCCACGCCUGCGCGCCAGCGCCCCCUCGCGGGUUGUCAACGUGGCCUCCUUUGGGGAGAUGUUCGGCCGGGUCCACUGGGACGAUCUGCGGUGUGUGCGACACUUCACCACACGAGGCAUCGUGUCCACUCCGGGCGAGGCCAAGUCCGACAAGAGCUACCUGGUGUCCCUCUCGGCCCUCAUCAGCAGCCGCCUCCACGGCCAGUCCGCGCUGAGGGGCGCCAUCGCGCCGCUCUUGGCCGCGACCGAGCCCAAACUGCAAGGCCGUGGCGGCACGUACAUAGGGCCCAACGCGUUCGGGCUGCAGCUGUUUGGCUGGGGCGGCUUCAACACGGUACCCCGGGAACCGGUCAACUGGGCGGCGAAGGACGCGGAGACGUGCAAACAGCUGUACGACGCCGUACGUGGCGUACUGGACAGCGCUACUGUGGCUGCUGGCCUUGGCCAGGUGCCCGUGACCCACUUCCAGGAAGCGCAAGCGGAGGCAAUCGCCAAGGAGCAGCAGCAGAUGGCGGCCGGAAUGGGCGGCGCCUCCAGGGGACUGCCCCUGGAGUCCACAUGGCGCUGA